AUGGCGUCGUCAAACGUGAACAUCUUGCUUUCAUCCUUCCCCGGCCUGUCGCUGCCGUCCACCGUCUCAUUCUCGCUGCCAUCAACCUCCAGCAUCUCGGACCUAACGGAGAAAGUUGCCUCAUACCUCCCAUCGACGCUUUCUCUACAGUCCCUCAUCCUUACAACAACCAACAACAAGCAAAUUACUCCAUCAGCAGACUCUUUGCAAUCUUUGAUCGUUCGCGAUGGCGCAUCCGUGGCCUCAAACCUCCUACCUGUCCGCCUCUCCGUCCCCAUGUGCGGUGGUAAGGGUGGUUUCGGAUCUCAGCUUCGUGCCGCCGGUGGUCGCAUGUCCAGCAAACGCAAGCGCAAUCAAGGCGACAACAACAGCUCCAGUCGUAAUCUGGAUGGGCGCCGUCUCCGUACCGUGGCCGAGGCCAAGUCACUCGCCGAAUACCUUGCUGUUAAGCCCGAGAUGGAUAAGAAGGAGAAGGAAGAACGUCGCCAACGAUGGCAAGCCGUGGUGGAGAUGGCCGAGAAGCGCCAGGAUGAGCUCAAGAGUGGCGGCGGAAGGGAGAAGAUCGAUGGUCAGUGGAUGGACGAUAAGGAGGAAAUGAAUGAGAAGGCGCGCGAGGCUGUUCUAUUGGCCAUGAAGGAUGGUUCAUGGACCGACAGCCUUCGCGAUGCAAUUUUGGGUGGCUCGAGCACCAGUGCCAGCGAGGGAAGUGAUCACAUGGAUUCGUCUACCUCUGAUGAGGAUGAGGAAGAAGACGAAAACGCCGUUUCCUCGAGCGCUGCCGGUCCUUCUGCGCCCACCCAGAAGUCUGCUCCCCGUCGCUUCAUUGGAUUCGACGAUGAUGAUGAAUUCAUGAGCGAUUCUGAAGAAGAGGAGGAACCAGAGCCCAAGGGUAAAGGCAAAGCACGCGCUUAA
Messenger RNA from Penicillium pulvis, 912 nucleotides. RefSeq names its product telomere maintenance SDE2 family protein. Gene Ontology annotation, cellular component: nucleus. The record is from RefSeq and is a predicted model, not a curated record. The coding region runs from base 1 to 912 and encodes 303 amino acids. The transcript has a single exon. NCBI's taxonomy places the organism in Eukaryota, Fungi, Ascomycota, Eurotiomycetes, Eurotiales, Aspergillaceae.